Molecule: messenger RNA, 933 nt
Organism: Fusarium redolens
Lineage: Eukaryota; Fungi; Ascomycota; Sordariomycetes; Hypocreales; Nectriaceae
Exons: 1
Coding region: 1-933 (310 amino acids)
Source: RefSeq, a predicted model, not a curated record
AUGAUCGGUCCUAGAAUCGUUGCUAUUGUUGGGCUUCUUGCUGCUGGUGUCCAGGCCGGACCAUGCAAGCCCUCAUCGGUUGUUACAACCAUGACCGAGUCUACAGUGAUUCACGUAGCUUCAACCACAGGCACAGCUAUCUCUGGAGACAUGGCUACCACCACCGAAACGACCCUCGCUCCCAGCUCGACCGCCUCUUCUUGCGUUAACAAUGAGAAGACACCGUUUCCAGCUGAUGUUUUAUGUGACACCCGGGGCAUUGGCCAAGACCCAAAAAUGCUCUAUCUCAGCACAUUGACUGUUGAUGCCACGGUGGCACACUGUCGAGAGGUCUGUCGAGACACGGAUGGCUGUAUUGCUUUUGCCGUGCAGCCAGAUGUCUUUUGUGAUCUCUGGGGAGGUAGUGUCAAACAGACCGAUGGCUCCAACACCGCAUGGUCUUGGUACUCUUUGGACUGUUUCUGCGAUCUCUCUGAUGAGUCUACCACCUCGGCAACUGCCACUGCUACCACGGCGAUCACAGAUACUACAUCCCUGGCCACCGACACUGCUACUACGGGGCUCGAGACAUCUUCUACGGUGCCCACGACAUCUUCUGCUGAACUCAUUUCAAGCACUGAAACCACCACUGCCGCUGCUACGACUACCACCAGCGCCAACUCCGCUCCCAGAUGUCCCGGUGGAUUCCCCUCUGACUCCUCCUGUGGCGUUUCCCAACAAUACACUGGAGCAGGAACGUAUAUCAAAGAUAUCGAUGGAACAUAUACACUCGACGAAUGUGUGCAGUUCUGCAUUGACGAUCCUACAUGCAGCCUAUUCGCACAUGGCGAUAGCUUUUGCGAGCUCUGGAAUGGAGACUACGCCAGCACCGGGGUUUCUGUGUCUUGGAGCUGGUAUGAGUUGGAUUGUUUCUGUGUGGAGAAGGCACCGUAA